Cladocopium goreaui is the source of this 2967-nucleotide messenger RNA. The record is from the annotation of a GenBank genome assembly. Lineage: Eukaryota; Dinophyceae; Suessiales; Symbiodiniaceae.
AUGGGGGAACCAGCAGCUGUUCGAAAUGUCCCUCCGCCAGAAGGAGAGUUGGCAAAGGUGUUGGAAAACAUGAGUGAUGUUCGAACCAGGAUCCUAGUUGCCCCUGGAUACUUUACCCAAUGGCUUAACGACAAGGCCAUCAAUGUGAAGAGUGCCAAAGCCCUAGGCUUAAACGCUCGAGUUUUGGAGGCAGUGGCUGAGUGGUGGUGUCCCAAUUUCGAGUACGUUAAGAUUCUGACCAUAGAUGCGGCCCGAGCCGAGGAUGGUCGGCUGGAUACCUUCUUUGCCAUCAUCCAGAAGUAUUGGGCAUGGGAUCAAAUCAGUGCCCAAGUUCAUGCAAAUGUCAAUGCUGAGAUCAACAAUGAAGAGGAGGCUGAUCAGGAUGAGUGUGUGGUAGUUGAGAUCGCCUCCAGUUCCCAAGCCGCCCGGCCUGGUGGAUCCGUUGAGCCACAUGCAGAGCCUGCCACAGGCCUGAGACACAUGAGGACAGGUGUGAAAGAUGAGAUGCCUCCACCGCCAGUGCCUGCAAAGGCUUUGCUACCGCCCCUUCCGAGAGAGGUCUUGCCUUCCAACCCUGCUGAUUUGCACCCAGUAGACCGUGCUAAGCUUGAAGCCCGGAUGGCUGCAAUCCGGCCCCUUGUUUUAAAGCAACGACUCGAGGAAAGCAAAAAGGUUUUGGCAGAUCAAGAAGCUCGAUCACCUGAGAACAUGGAGCCCGUUGGCACAGGCAAAGACACGGAUGAAACCUUGCCAUACUGGGGUGAUGUGAUCGGUGAUGCUAUCGAUGGUCGUGGCCUUUAUGACUGUGAAGAUCCGGAGGAAGAGGAUUCCCUCCUCGAUUCCCAGCCCAUGGCAGCCGCUGUGGCGGAUUCCAAGCCCAUGGCAGCCGCUGCAGCAGCUGUUGAAGAUUCCGAGGCUAUGGCAGUUGAAGACUCUCAGCCUCUUACCGCAACAGUCUUGGAGGAAGAUUCGCAGCCUCGGCCAGAGACAGAGCUUGAUUCUUUGCCCCCCGUCUUUGAUGAUUCGCAGCCUCGUCCAGAGACAGAGCUUGAUGCUCUGCCACCUGUCUGUGAUGAUUCGCAGCCUCGCCCAGAGACAGAGCUUGAUCCGCUGCCACCUGUCUUUCAAGAUUCGCAGCCUCGCCCAGAGACAGAGCUUGAUCCGCUGCCACCUGUCUUUCAAGAUUCGCAGCCUCGCCCGGAGACAGAGCUUGAUGUGGUGCCCUCUGUUGCUGAGACAGAAGUUCCAUGCGCUCAGCCUGACCCACCGUCGGAGACAGAGGAUGGUGAGGACAAGAGAAAAAUGGAUGAGCCAACCACUCCGAAAGCCACCAUCCCCGAGGUGCCCAGCCACGCCAAGAAGCCUGCUGCCAAGCGCAGUGGCAAACCAGCAGCAAGCAAGACAAAGGCCAAGCCAAGACAGACAGGUGCCAGCCAAACAGGUCAAGACCAGCAUGAAGAAGGCGGCAAUUUGGAGAAAGACUUGGAAGGCUUGAAAGACCUCCCAAUGGUGACCCGAGAGCAUCAGCAAGUUAUCAAGAACCAGAAGAACAAGACCAGGAGAAUGGAUGAUGCAAGGGAUGCUCCUCGUGGACGAGACGCUGAACCAAAGGGCCGAGGCCGUGGUCGAGGCCGUGGACGUGGCAUCGCCAAAAGGCCAGCUUCUCGCAAGCCUGCCAAGGGACAAAAGCAAGCCAGAUUGGCAUCGCCAGUUGAUGCUACUGUGACUGUGCUGGAGAGCGAGGGCGAGGAGACAAAUGGUGAGGAAUGCAGGAAGGAUUUGGCACGUGACUUUGAAGCUGCCGCGGAAAAGUCUGCAAAGCUUCGCACACAGAAGGACCCGGUGGACACCCACAAGGGCAUUGCCAAGGACAAGCCGGACAAGCGAAAGAGGCCAUCUACGAAGGAUGAUGUUCGCAAGGAGAGCAACGAAACACAUGGCAAGGCCCGAAAAGGUGCUUGCAAAGCAGAUGCGCCUGAGGAGAUGCCUGACGUUCCCAAGGUUACCAAGGCUGCUCGCAAAGCGAAGGAGCCAAAGGAAGUUCCCAGUGGGGAAGGGCAGGUGCUGCGCAAGGCCACCUUCGCAGGCAGGUACUGCCCAUCCCGUGAUGGGAUUGCCAGUGCUCGCUUCCUCGUCAUUAGAAAGGUGUUCGAGGAGAAGGUCGAAGGCAAGCUCACUGGAUCGGUGAGUUCUUGCGAGAUCAAGGACGCAGUGAGGUAUUUGAGGGGGGCAAAGGAUCUUGAGAUCCCACCGGAGUUUCGGCCUCUGUUUCCCGAUGAAAUGUGGGAAGGAUCUGUUGUCAACAGUGAUGGAACAAUGUCUUACCACCCAGCAGAGCCAUUUGAGGAUUUGUGGGAUGAGAUCCCAGAUGUCUCGGAUGCUCUUGCCCCGAGACCUGUGUUAGGACAGGCCCACAUUAGCCCAGAAGCCGUCCGUUCCCGAUCUAGGCGAAUCUUCACAAAACGUGGAGAUGGUAGCAAGAAGGAGACCUUCAUCGCUGAAGUGGAGGCGACGAAUCGCGGCUGUGAAGAAGCAUUGCCGGACCCAGCCGCAGAAGCUUUUGAGGCACCGGGCGGGCAACAGUUGCUGAGAGAUCCCUAUGAGAAAACAAUGCUCUACUAUGUCGAAACCUCUGUCAAAGGUGAUGUGGUGGAUCUCGAGAAAAGUGAUGAUGACGAUGGGGAUGAUGAAAGGGCUCACAGGAAAAUUGGGGUGGUUCCGGAGUUGGAUCCCGAUGCACUUCCCAGUUCGGGUGUCCAACGGAUGGCUUUGGCAAAGCGCAUUGCUAAAGUGGCAGCUGUGAAGACCCGAUUCGACCAAGCUCCAGCCCUCAAUGAGAUCCAAGACAAGUUGCUCAGCCAUGCGUUGUCGGGAUCCAUCACGGCCUUGGAGCAGAUGCAGAAUGAAAUGACGGCUGCAUACACCAAGGGCGUGGUUGAGGGCUACUCAAAGGAGAACCUUAAUUGA